Molecule: messenger RNA, 3527 nt
Organism: Ectocarpus sp. CCAP 1310/34
Lineage: Eukaryota; Phaeophyceae; Ectocarpales; Ectocarpaceae
Source: the annotation of a GenBank genome assembly
CAUUGUGAGCGACCAACUUGCACCCAAGUCGCAGCCGUGAGCUGACUUACAGCCUGAUCGUCGAACACCGAGGACAAGAGCGAAGGGUAGAAGACGGACGUGGCGGAGACAGAGCUCGAGGUCAAGUUCGCAGGCGAAGAACAAGCGGAAGGGCAGAGGGAAAGGCGGCAGCAUUGCGCGAGAGAUUUUGACUAGGUCGUCACUUCUUGUCGCCCUGCCCCUCCCCCCCCACAGCCGAGAGAGCACAGGAUGGCAACGGGACUGUCGUUCUCCUCAGGGAAGCAGCAUUUGCCCCACGGGCCGUACGGGGGCAAUGGCAGCAACGCCGUUGGGCGCGUGAAGGACAGCCAGGGUGGCGGUGGUGUUGACGUGGACGGUGGCUCUGUCGGAGACGUUAACAGGCGGACGGUGGCCGGACGGGAAGGAGACGGCGGAGGUGGCAGCGGCGGCGGCGUAGGCGACAACACACACAUCCAUUCUACCACCAAUCGCCAGGUGUACGGCAGCAAUGCCAUCGGACCCCUCGUCGCCGGCCGCUUGCCACUACCUUCUUCUAGCACGAACGCCAGCAGUAUGAGUAACAACGGGAACAGCGGUGGCAGCACCGCCGCCGGCGUUGUGACGAACUCCUUCCCCGGGAUGAGCGCUGGCUAUCCUCCUCCAAGGGUAGAUAUCAGAAGCAACCCGCCGGGGCUCUCUGCGUCCGACGUCAGCAGCAUGAACAUGGGCAUGGCGGCGGCCAUGCUGGGCGGGAUGAACGGGAUCCCUCCAGGCGCCAUGUUUGGAAGAGCUACCACGAGUGUGGCGUCAGGCGGGGGCAUGCCGAUGGGAAUGGUGGUUCCAACCGGAGGCGGGAUUGGUGGAGGGGUGCCAGGGGGAGGCGCAGUUGCAAGCGCGGCGAUGAGAGAAGGAGGGGGUGUAGGAGGCGGUGGUCAGGGACAGCACGGGGCGGGGGCAGAACCAGGAGCCGCAAGAAGCGCUGCAGGGGCUUUCAUGGCGGAUUGGUCAGAAAGACCAGACAUGGGAAGAACCGAUAUCGAUGUGGGGGAGGAAGGGGACGGUAGCGGCACCGGAGCGAACAAGCGUAGGAAGACAACUCCUACCCCUUCCUUGCCACCGCCGAACCUCGCUACCUCUAGCGCCGCGGCGACCGCCGCAGCCGCCGCAGCCGCUGCCGCCGCAGCCGCAGCAGCAGCCAACUUCCUGCCGCUGCCACCGCCGCUGCCUCCUCAUCAGCAACAACAGCAGCAGCAACAUCAACAUCACCAGCAGCAGCAGCAGCAGCAGCAGCAGCAGCAGCAGCAGCAGAACACCUAUUCCGGCUCAAACGGGCCGGCGGGCGGCGGAGGAGGCAAUCCGUCAGCAGGAGCAGCAGCAGCAGCAGCAGCAGCAGCAGCAGCAGCAGCAGCAGCAGCAGCAGGCGACAGCAGCGGCGGCGCAAGAGAGCAGCACGCCCCCCCGCCGCCGCCGCCGGAGCGGCGGGCGGGCGGGCAGCCGCAAGAGCUAGUGCGGGUGUGCCAGCACCUGGGCUGCCGCCGGGGGCCGUGCUACGGGUGGGAAGGGGAGAAACGCGCCACGUUCUGCGCGGCUCACGGCCUUCCGGGCCAGGUGAACGUGGUGUCGCCGCGGUGCGCCCACGAGGGCUGCCGCCGGGGGCCAAGCUACGGGCAGCCCGGCGUCAAGAAGCCGGUGUUUUGCUCCGGGCACCGCCUACCGGGCCAGGUUAACGUGGUGUCGCCCCGGUGUCAGCACCCGGGGUGCUCGCGGGGGCCGUCGUACGGUCACAGCGUGGACGGGCGGAAGCCCAUGUUCUGCGCCGGGCAUCGGCAGUACGGAAUGGUGAACGUGGUGUCUCCCCAGUGCGGGGAGGUGAACUGCACGCGGGGCCCGUCGUACGGGUUCGAGGGCCACAGGGCGACGUUCUGCGCCAGGCACAAGCAGGAGGGGCAGGUGAACGUGGUCUCGCCGAGGUGCAAGGAGGAGGGCUGUACCCGCGGCCCGAGCUACGGACACGAAGGGGACCGCCGGGCGUCCUACUGCGCACAGCACAAACGACCCGGCAUGGUAAACGUCGUCAGCCGGAAGUGCUCCAUCCCCGGCUGCGGCAAGGGGCCGAGCUACGGCAGGGACGGGGACCGGAAAGCCAGCUACUGCGCCGUGCACAAGCGGGAGGGGGACGUCAACCUCACGAUCAAGCGAGACGGGUACAGCAACCCGCGUUACUUCGCUCGGGCGGAGUAAUCGGUUGGAUGGAAUCGCCCGUUAGGGGGCGGCGGGGGCGGAAGGCGAGAGUGACGUAGGCGACGAGUGGUGUUACACGUGGUAGCUUUGAUGAUCAAAUGGGAUCGCUGCGUGCGAAGUAUGUUUUGAUUCGUUUUUUUCCUUACUUUUAGGUAUCGUGGGUUUUUCAUUGUUACCAGGCUUGGUGUGCAGUAGAGGCGUCGUUUGCAUGCGGGUUGGUGGUCGGGUGGGUGGUGCGUGAAGGACCUUUGUACCAGAGCUGCGCUCACUCGCAUUGUCUUGACAACCUGGGCGUUGUGGGCGGAUGGGGACGCACGUUUUUGUUGACGAAUUCAAAUGCAUCUACCGAUAUCAUGUAGGAUGUAGGAUGCGCCGUCGCGAUCGCUCGGCGAAGUGUGUAGAGCUGUCAAUUGAUCAGCCCAGAGCCACAAAGCAUGCAGGGUAUCUAAUACUCCGUCGGUCACGCGACUAUAUCUGUGGAACCCUGGAUGAUGGUUACUUCUUGUUUUGCCGCAUUGUAUGCUGGUAUUUUUUUCCUCUUCACGAUAACACGCCCACCCAGUCCGGAGCGCUACAGUACUCUCAGCGUCUGGGAAUCCCAAGGGGGGCGUUGUGUUGUGUCGAAUCAUGUUUCGGGUGUAUGCGUGUGUUGUUCCCAUCAGAAUAGUGGACGUCGCAUUGGCAGUAAGAACCGCAAUUUGAGCGGCAGCAGCGUCUUUGGUGACGAUUGAUUGGCGGCGUACCUUUGUGUACGACAUGGCUUCUUUUUCGAUUGAUCAGUCGGGUUCAGGCGUGGCGUGUGGUAAAAGGAAUUCACAAACGCAUACAGAGGCCGAGGUUUGCCGUCUUCUCUAUUGGCGUGCAUGUAGCAGCUCAGUCUCGUGCGGUAGCACGUGCCGCAGGAACACAACACACAUAUAUAUGCCACCAAGGCGCUUUGCUUUCCACAAGAUGGGUGUGACGGUGAACGCUGUUGUAAGCCGUCAGUUGUUUGUGCGUUCACACAGUGGUGGACUUGCCGCGCUGUCUGAAGCAGCAUUGUACAUACCAACAGCAGCAUCUUACGGUAGACGGGUCCAGUGUUGUCGGGGAAGAAGCAAUCGUUGCGUAGACGCUUAAAAAAAGCGGGGUCGUCGGUGUUCAUUUUGGUUCUUCUUAUUCGUAUAGGGAGGCAUUUGGACUAACUGUUGUGUACAGUCCAGUUUUUUUAUGGAUGAAAUCGGCCUCCUAAUGGUCGACGGGGCAAAUGAAAGCAGCGAAAAUUUAUACUUAUUCCAGAAACCCAU